Molecule: messenger RNA, 764 nt
Organism: Ostreococcus lucimarinus CCE9901
Lineage: Eukaryota; Viridiplantae; Chlorophyta; Mamiellophyceae; Mamiellales; Bathycoccaceae
Exons: 1
Coding region: 1-654 (217 amino acids)
Cellular component (GO): chloroplast membrane
Source: RefSeq, a predicted model, not a curated record
AUGGACGCGCAGCGCGCGAACGCGGUGCUCGGAUUACGACCCGACGCGUCGAGCGAUGAACUCGUGCGCGCGCACAAGGACAUGCUCGAAAAAUACGCGGAAGACGAAAUCAAGCGAGGCGAAGUCGAGGCGGCGUACGACGUGCUGCUCAUGAAGUCUUUCAACCGACGAACGAAGGGAGAGAGCGUGAAGAACGAAGUGAAAUACGCCGAUGUGGUGCCGGCGGUUGAUAAGAUCAAGGCGUCGUUACCGCCGUGGGCGCGCGAGGCUGGGAAGUCUCUUCCCGCGGGACCGCGGUUCGCGGCGCCGUCGCGAGAGACGACGACUCGAGCGGGCGCACUCUUUGGCGCUCUCGCGCUCGUGACGUUGUUGCAAGGUUUCGCGCAGCCGGAAGGCGUAGAGAACCCGACCGGGCUUGAAAUAGCCGCCGCGCUCGGCGCCACGGUGUGGUUCAUGAACCAGAAGCGCGUGAGCAUAGGACGCGCCGCGGCUUUGGCGUUUGGCGCCCUCGUCGUCGGCUCCGUCGUCGGCGGCGCCGUGCAGGGGUGGCUACGCGUAGACAUCGUUCCUUUCGCCGGGAUCUCUUCUCCAUCAACCAUUGUCUCAGAGUUUGGCAUUUUGUCGCUCUUUAUCGCCGCCGCUUGCCUUGAUUAAGUUACCGAGAGGACUCCGAACAAAACACGCUCGCUGUACACGCUGCCACCGGUCGCCGAGAUCGCAAAUCAGCACUGACACAUGUAAUACUUUAAAAGACGUUCUACGCG